Aspergillus lentulus is the source of this 1023-nucleotide messenger RNA. RefSeq names its product zinc-binding alcohol dehydrogenase family protein. The record is from RefSeq and is a predicted model, not a curated record. Gene Ontology annotation, molecular function: oxidoreductase activity, acting on NAD(P)H. NCBI's taxonomy places the organism in Eukaryota, Fungi, Ascomycota, Eurotiomycetes, Eurotiales, Aspergillaceae.
AUGAAGGAAGCAUUGGUUAGCAAGGGACCUUCAGUCGAGAUCGUCGAUAAUCCCAUCCCGACACCCGGACCGGAUCAGGUUCUGAUUAAAGUUAUUGUGAGCGGGACAAAUCCUAAGGAUUGGAAGGUCCCUGAAUGGAUGGACCGAACUGACAACCAGGGCGAUGAUAUCGCUGGUAUUGUCGCCGCCGUCGGCGACAAUGUCACCGAGUUCAAGCCCGGUGACCGCGUAGCUGCGUUCCAUCAGAUGCUGGAACCCCAUGGCAGUUACGCCGAGUAUGCCAUUAGCUGGCAGCAUACUACUUUCCACAUUCCCAAGUCCACAAGCUUUGAAGAAGCUGCUACGUUACCCCUUGCAGCUAUGACAUCGGCCCUUGCAUUGUACCACCACCUCAGCCUGCCUGAACCAUGGCGUCCGGCGACUUCCCGUAUCCCGCUGGUUAUCUACGGCGGCGCUACAGCAGUCGGAGCCUUUGCUAUUCAAAUGGCUGUCAAGAGUAACAUUCACCCCAUUAUCACCGUCGCGGGACGUGGCAUCCCAUUCGUGGAGAGUCUCAUCGACCGGUCCAAGGGUGACACCAUCGUCGACUACCGCAAGGGCGAUGAGUUCGUCGUCUCCGAAAUUAAGAAGGCGCUGAAAGCUUCUGGAUCGGACGAGACGCUCUUGCAUGCUUUUGAUGGCGUUAGCGAGGGAAGUAGCAUUACUAACCUCGGAAAGGUGGUAUCGCAGGGAGGAAAGAUCGCCUUUGUUCUGCCUGUGGAGGAUGAUGCCCUUCCUGCAGGUAUCAACAAGGCCAAGACGAAUGUUGGUUGUGUUCAUGCUGACCAGAAGGACUUUGGCUUUGUUCAUUUCAGAUACAUCGCCAAGGGACUGUUGGAUGGGUGGUUCAAGCCUCAUCCGCACGAGGUCGUGCCGGGUGGUCUCGGGGGACUUCAGCAGGCCUUGACUGAUUUGAAGAACGGUAAGGCGAGCGCGGUCAAGUAUGUGGUGAGAGUAGGAGAGACCCAGGGUGCGAUUGCAUAG